CAUGCUUUUACUUCAAACUCCGCGGGACUAGUUCAUGGGCCAUCUCGAAGACGCCCAACUGUACAACGCAUGCAUCAUCUGACGUCUUCCACACACGCGCCAUGGACUAAACAUAUUUCGUGUCACACUUUAUCUAUCGAGCUUCAGCUUCUCUGCUUUUCUCCGACUAUCUGUUCCCGUUGUAUGCAAGGCUUUAUUGAACCACUCAGUGAAACCCGAGAGGCCUCCUAUUGCGGCAGUGUCUUGUGGAUUUGUAUGGUAUCAUGUCCACUCUUCACACGGCACCUACCGGUAUCUUUGAGCUACAAAAACAUGAAAUUUUGAAAUCAUCACGUGCCACAGCAAGGCAUGAAUAUGCAAGAGAAGAUGGCACGGCUACGGACAGCAAUGCGUCGGUAGAAGACUACGAAGAGGAAGCCCCUCAAGACGAGGAAGAUGUCGACGAUUCAGUGAAAGAGGAUAUGAAGAAACUUGAGGAUACCUUUCCCGGUAUCUCGGAUAGAUUUCGCUUGGUCAAUAGAAUUGGCGAAGGUACUUUCUCCACCGUGUACAAAGCGGAAGAUCUGCUGUACGAUCACUAUAGGAAUGACUGGGAUAUGUUUCAAGGCUACCAAUGCAAUAGUUGGGCGAGCCCUCCCUCAAAGAGGCGACGAGUAGAUGGAGACUAUGGACAAUCUCUACCUUUAAAGCAACAGAAACCUCGUUAUGUCGCGUUAAAAAAAAUUUACGUGACUAGCAGUCCAUUUCGUAUCCAGAAUGAACUUGAGCUGCUACAUGACCUUCGGGGCUGUCGAUCCGUAUGCCCUCUGAUUACGGCUUUCCGGUAUCAGGACCAGGUUGUGGCGGUCUUGCCGUUCUUCCCUCAUACAGAUUUCCGUAUACAAUAUCGCACUUUCAUGGUUGCGGAUAUGCGACAUUACUUUCGAUCCCUUUUUACCGCCUUACACUCUGUCCAUAAGCACAAUAUCCUUCACCGGGAUAUCAAACCGACUAAUUUCCUCUAUAACCCAGAAAUCCGGGAAGGUGUUUUGGUGGAUUUCGGCCUUGCUGAGCGCGAGGGGUCCGAAUAUACCGGCACGUGUCUAUGUGCCAACCCAAGCUAUGUCCGUCGCAGCCGAUUACUACAGAGCUACUUCUCUACCCAUUGCUCAAACUCGACACCGUCGGCUGGCUACCCGAAGAACGACUCCAGGCCAUCGAGACGUGCUAACCGGGCAGGAACCCGAGGUUUUCGUGCACCAGAAGUGCUUUUUAAAUGCACAUCCCAGACGACAAAGAUAGAUAUGUGGUCAGCAGGAGUUAUUCUUCUAACCUUGCUUGGACGCCGAUUUCCUUUCUUCAACUCGGCUGACGAUGUCGACGCUACGAUAGAAAUGUCUAGCAUUUUCGGGACGCGUCGCAUGAAGAGCGCAGCAGCUAUGCACGGUCAAAUUUUUGAAACAAAUAUUCCAACUAUUGGCGAGAAAGGAUAUAGCUGGGAGAAACUCGUAAAAUGGGCCAGCUGCGUGGAAGAGUUGACGGAGAGCGAAAAACAAGCCACUCGUCUUCUGGCUGGCCUCAUGGAGUUGGAUCCCUACAAAAGGCUGAGCGCCAGAGACGCCCUACAGCACGAAUUCUUUACUGAUCCCAUUGAACAUGACGUCGAGUGGGGAGGACACCCGGAAGACAGCGGUGACUCCGGGGAGGAAGACGAAGCGGAUAAAGAUGAUGAACCUGACGAGGUUGCAAUGAUUUAAAUCCUCGAAAUAAUAUAUUAUUGUAAAAGAUAUAUUAUUGCUAAGCCUAGGACAUUCCUCGUAAUAGGAUCACCUGCCACUAGAUACUGUAG
Molecule: messenger RNA, 1828 nt
Organism: Aspergillus alliaceus
Lineage: Eukaryota; Fungi; Ascomycota; Eurotiomycetes; Eurotiales; Aspergillaceae
Product: serine/threonine protein kinase CDC7
Exons: 4
Coding region: 264-1736 (490 amino acids)
Biological process (GO): protein phosphorylation; mitotic DNA damage checkpoint signaling
Cellular component (GO): nucleus
Molecular function (GO): protein serine/threonine kinase activity; ATP binding
Source: RefSeq, a predicted model, not a curated record